AUGAAUUCUUUCAACAAAGUGCAAACCUGUCCCAACGACGAAUACAACACUAUUCAACAAAACAUCAUUGAUUUAUUAGACACAUCUGAAAUGGAUUAUUACCUGAACGAUAAAAGCUUAGCGCCGCUUAGGAAAGUGCCUGUCUGCAUUGCUGCUGCUGUCUACAGAAUGUCGGCUGGGAAUUGCAUGCCAUAUACAGGCUCUCAAUCACACCUGAACGGCAAACUACUUCAAUUGAACGGAUAUCAGAGAAACGAAUCACCAUGGGAGAGCUACAAACACAAGAAAAAAGCCGAAGAUGCUUCCAGCUGCUCUACAUUGGGCGAAUCCACAUGCUCCUCUCGUUCAGACUCUCCUGAACCCAAACGUCAUUCCACCAAAAAGAGAUCGUAUCAUAUGCUGUUGCGUGAAAUUCGUCGAUUGCGAGGAGAAAACUCAUCCUUACGUACUAGCGUCUCUGUGCUCAAGAACGAUCUGCGCGAUAUCACCCUUUCUCGCCAAGACACCGAUGCAUCCCAUAAACGAUUCUAUGAUGAAUACCUGGAUAAAAACACUCAACUGGAAAUCGAUUUGAUGGACCGAGAUGAUGAAAUCACACAUCUGAAGCAGCAGAUUGAAGAUUUGAAGCUCUCUUUGGAGUCUGCCGCUGCCGCUGCCUCUGCUGCUUCUGCCUCUUCAAGUAGCACCAGUAGCACCAAUGCCAGCAAUGCCAAUGGUAAUGGCGGCUUGACCUUGCACGAUGCAGCCUACUUUAAACGCAAAAACUCAAACAUUUGGGGCUGCUACGAAUUUGAAGAAGAUGAAAACGACAACAUGUCCUGCCAACCUGUAGCGCAUGAAAGCGCCUUGCCCGAAAUCAAUGUCAAAAUGGAUGAACUUAAGACACAAGAUGAUCAGGAAGUCAAUGAUUAUUUUCACAAGCGUUUCAUGGAUGGAGAUGAUGAAACAACAAACCACUUUGCUCAUGACGAUGACGAUGACGACGAUGACGAAGAUGAGCAAGAAGAGCAACUCACAUUUGACCAAGUAGCUGCAUCUUACAUACACCAGGCCAUUCUAUCCAAGUUAUCCAGUGCGCGUGUUCGACUGGAAUUUGAUGACUUGAUUCUCAAGCAUGAACCCUCAUCAGAUACCAUCGCCUCCGUUUUGGCUCAUUCGUUUGUCCAAUGGAUGUGCUCUUUGUUGGUCAAGUUUGUGGAUAAAUCAGCUGCUCAACCUACCACUGCCACCAAGGUGUUUACCACCAAGAUUCAAGCUGGAAUUGUCGAGUUCUGGGAAUCCAUCCUGCAGUAUUAUACAACAGACGAUGAAAGCCAGAUCCAGCUUUUAAACCACAUUGAAACUGAACUUGACCAUGUUGCCUUUGGGACAGCCAUUGUCGAUCAUUUUGAUCGCCUCAUUCUCAUGCUCUACAAGUACCAUGUGGUGGACGAUGAAGCAGUGAUAGCAUGGUGGCAGCACCCGUUUAAAAACGAUAUUUCAAACAAGAUUCGCAAGAUUACCACCAAAUUUGUCGAUUGGGUGCAAGAUGAAGACGACUCUGAAGAGGAGGACUCUGGUGAUGAGGACUCUGAUCAAGACAUGGAGUGUGACGAUGAUGAAAUCUUUGAAGACGACGUCGACGACGAUGAUGAAGGGUUCAGUUUUGUUGAAUCUCCAGUGUCGGAGCAAGAUCUGGAAGCUGAAGAUGGAUCUGAUAAUGAUAUGGAGUUAAACCAUCACUCAAUAGACGAUUUACUGAUUACCAAAGACCGUGAAUUAUGUGUCUGUCAAUUGGACAAUGAUACCAGCAACACUCACGUUAGCAGCAAGCAUGAACCCGUCGAAUGCUCCUGCAGUACAUAUACUCCCCCUCCCACCGAAAAGAAAAAGAAAUCUGUUCGUAUAGCGAUGUAA
This is a messenger RNA of Mucor velutinosus, 1896 nucleotides long. RefSeq names its product S-glutathionyl-(chloro)hydroquinone reductase (gene ECM4). NCBI's taxonomy places the organism in Eukaryota, Fungi, Mucoromycota, Mucoromycetes, Mucorales, Mucoraceae. Gene Ontology annotation, molecular function: protein binding. The record is from RefSeq and is a predicted model, not a curated record. The transcript has 2 exons. Bases 1 to 1896 code for a protein of 631 amino acids.